Molecule: messenger RNA, 1078 nt
Organism: Chiroxiphia lanceolata (lance-tailed manakin)
Lineage: Eukaryota; Metazoa; Chordata; Aves; Passeriformes; Pipridae
Product: mas-related G-protein coupled receptor member A2-like
Biological process (GO): G protein-coupled receptor signaling pathway
Cellular component (GO): membrane
Molecular function (GO): G protein-coupled receptor activity
Source: RefSeq, a predicted model, not a curated record
GCAGGGUCAUUUGCCAUGGAGGAGACUGACACAAGAAACCUCACGCUGAACGUGACUUAUGGAUCUCUGGACAUUGAGGAAUUUAUCAACGAUACUUGCUUGAUCAUUCCGUACAAACUGAUUGUCUUUGGGGGUGUCUGCCUGGGGAUUUCCCUCUGUGGGCUGGUGGGGAAUGGGAUGGUCAUGUGGUUCCUGGGCUUCCACAUGAAGCAGAGCCCUUUCACUGUCUACAUCCUAAACCUGGCUGUUGCUGACUUCUCCCUCAUCCUCAUGUAUUUCCUGAUUCUAUUAGCCUUUUUGACCUUAAAAGCAUUUUGUACUUCUUUGCUUCAUUUUGCUCCUCUCUAUGCAGAUUUUGUAUUUGUGGUUGGAUUUCUGUGCCACAUGUUUGACCUGAGCAGCCUGGGGCUGCUGACAGCCCUCAGUGUGGAGCGCUGUGUGUCCGUCCUCUUCCCCAUCUGGUACCGCUGCCACCGCCCCAGGCACCUGUCGGGCAUCGUGAGUGGGACACUCUGGGCCCUCGCUGGGGUUUUUGUCUCCUUGCUGCACUUCACAUUUACCAAAGACUCUGAGGAAGUUCUAUCAGAUGUAGCCCUGGCAUUUUCCAUGAUUUUGUCAGUCUUGAUGUUGGUUUCCAACCUGUUCCUGAUCACCAAGCUCCUCUGCGGCUCCCAGAGACAACACCCAGGGAGGCUCUCCAUUGCUGUCCUGAUCGAAAUCAUUGUCUUCUUCGCUUUCGGCAUUCCUUUCUGCCUAGAGAUUUUCCUCAAUAUUCUCAAUUCUGAUGAAAUAUUCCUGACAACCUCUUUGCUGCUGGCAUUGCUGGACUGCUGCCUGAACCCUGUCAUUUACGUCCUGGUGGGGAGCUGCCGGCGGCGCCGCUUCCAUCGCUCCGUCAAAGUUGCACUCCGACGUGCCUUUGAAGAGAAAGCAGGGAAUGAGGAGAGGAACCAUGUGUGUUGGGACACUGUGGUGGAGGUGACCUCUCUGUAAGGCACUGCUGGUGAGGUGACCUGGAGAUGUGGCACCUCACAGACAGCCAGAAGUGUGGGGGCUUGAGGGCAUGUGGCUCAGAGCC